UGUCAAAGAAAUAGUAAAAGUGAGGAAAGUUUCCAUCUCAGGUUUAAAGAUGCGCUGGGUUUGUUCCUGUGCGUUGUUGCUGAUGGUUUUGGAUAAUGCUGUGCCUGUGGCAAUGCCUGCGUGGAGUAAACACAAGGUGGCUAGUAUUCAGUUACAUAAACCAUGUGUGCAGACACCUCCACCUGUGGACAUGCAAUCACAUGGAGGUCCGGGUCGGUCCAAGCGCUAUGCCAUCAACCCACUGGGAUACAAGUGGGAGCAUUUCAACAUCACCUACAAGAUCACAAAGUUCCCAAACACGCUGAAUAAAGAGGAUACCCGCAAAGCUAUCAGUAUCGCCUUCACAAAGUGGAGUGAUGUUUCCCCUCUGACUUUCACUGAAAUCACCAACCCCAACAAAAGUGCUGACAUCACAAUAGGCUUCUACACAUACAAUCAUACAGAUUGUUGGUUGUCUCCACUGCACCCAUGUUUUGAUGGUUUGAACGGUGAGUUGGCCCACGCCUUCCUUCCCCCACGUGGGGAGAUCCACUUCGACAACCACGAAUUCUGGAUUCUGGGCAAAUCUCGCUUCAGCUGGAAGCAAGGUAUAUGGCUGAAUGACCUGGUUCAGGUAGCUGCUCAUGAAAUUGGACAUACCUUAGGACUAUGGCAUUCACGGGACCCCAAUGCUCUAAUGCACCCUAAUGCAACCUACACAGGUCAGCGAAAUAUUGCCCAAGAUGAUAUCUGGGGCAUCCAGCGCCUCUACGGGUGCAUGGACAAAAAGCGUGUGUGUGAUCCCUGGGCCCAGUUGGGUUUUUGUGAGAUGAGGCGGAGCUUCAUGAAGAAAAACUGCCCACAGCGCUGCAACCUGUGCUACGAGCCUCUGGAUGCUGUGUCCACUCCGACCCCUCCACCUGAAAAUGUGAAGAUCAAAAUUGUGCCUAGAGGAAAAGUUGUGGGCUUCCGCUGUGGGACAAAAAAUUCCCUAGUGCCUCCAAAAGUCAGCUGGUAUAAGGACGGCGAGCAGCUAUUGACAUCCAUUCCUGGCUAUAUUGUAAUUAAAGAUCGGGAUCUGCGGCUUGUGGCCAAUGAAUUCAAUGAAGGGACGUACACCUGUCGCAUCCAUCGCCGCGGUAACAUAGUCUCAGCUAACUCCUGGGCCAUCCGCUUGAAGCCAGAGCAGUCCUCCAACAACAGCUGAU
Molecule: messenger RNA, 1187 nt
Organism: Myxocyprinus asiaticus (Chinese sucker)
Lineage: Eukaryota; Metazoa; Chordata; Actinopteri; Cypriniformes; Catostomidae
Gene: mmp23bb
Product: matrix metallopeptidase 23bb
Exons: 8
Coding region: 50-1186 (378 amino acids)
Biological process (GO): extracellular matrix organization; collagen catabolic process; proteolysis
Cellular component (GO): extracellular matrix
Molecular function (GO): metalloendopeptidase activity; zinc ion binding
Source: RefSeq, a predicted model, not a curated record